Colletotrichum destructivum is the source of this 2226-nucleotide messenger RNA. RefSeq names its product Putative amino acid transporter, transmembrane domain-containing protein. Gene Ontology annotation, molecular function: L-amino acid transmembrane transporter activity. The record is from RefSeq and is a predicted model, not a curated record. The transcript has 2 exons. Bases 693 to 2129 code for a protein of 478 amino acids. Lineage: Eukaryota; Fungi; Ascomycota; Sordariomycetes; Glomerellales; Glomerellaceae. Gene Ontology annotation, biological process: amino acid transmembrane transport.
CCCUGCUAUCUAUCUCUCUCGCCGCCGCCCACUUGUCCGGAGGAAGAGAAGAGGGACCAUACCACCAUACCACCAUCCCGUCCCAUCCCAUCCCAUCCCGGCCUUUUGCCCAGCUGCCGGUGACACCGCCCGUGAGAUCGCGGGGGCCAGAGAUAAGACCCUUGUUCACCAGUCCAAUGAAUGCGUUCACUCGAGUUGCCUUCCACGAGGUCGAGCCCUCGGCAUGACUCCGGGGUCGGUGCUGGUGCUCCGCCCUUUUGGCCACCAUAUAUCCUGCCUCUUUCUUCCCAUCUUCUCGAUGUUUUUUGUUCCCUCUCUCUUCGUUUCAGGUCCAACCGCUCUUGACUUCUCAUCCCUUCCUCCUCGUCUUCUCAACUGAAGUCAGACCAGCUCAACCCGGUCCAACCCUCUCCUCCUCGUGUGUGUGUGUGUGCGCGUGCCAUUCUAGUUGGACCACCGCCACCAUAACCUCUUCUCACCAACUCACAACAACAACAACAACAACACAACAACCAACUGUGUUGUGACAAAAGCUCGGUCAGACUCGGUCAAGACUCCAGUCCGUCACCCCUCCGUCAUAUAUAUCCAUAACAAGGACCCACGCCACACUUCAACCGGGAGAAGCAACAAAAAAGAAAUCACAGCAAAAAGUCAACCCACACCCCCACAAACACCAAUCUCCACCACCCAUCAUGGAUCACGAUCAGAUCAGACAGAACCAACCCGCCGGCGCCGAGUACAAGGACAGCAAGUCCGAGGGCGCCGCCGUGGCCCCCCAGUUCUCCCGCGAUGCCGUCUUCCCCGGUGAGGUCGUCGGCGAGGUCACCGACCUCAACCGCCAGGACCUCGAGAAGCAAAAGGCCGCCCAGGGCAGCGCCCACUUCCACCGCCUCGGCUGGAAGCGCCUUACCGUCGUCCUCAUCGUCGAGGCCAUCGCCCUCGGCAGCCUGAGUCUCCCGGCCGCUUUCGCCACCCUCGGCAUGGUCGCCGGCGUCAUCCUCUGCAUCGCCCUCGGCAUGGUCGCCAUCUACACCAGCAACGUCGUCGGCCAGGUCAAGAUCAAGUUCCCCCACGUCUCCCACUACGCCGACGCCGGCCACCUCAUGUUCGGCCGCCUCGGCUACGAGAUCAUCGGCGUCAUGUUCGCCCUGCAGUUGACCUUCCUCGUCAGCUCCCACGUCCUCACCGGCGCCAUCGCCCUCGGUAACAUCACAAACGACGGCGCCUGCUCCAUCGUCUUUGCCGUCGUCUCCGCCAUCAUCCUGCUGCUGCUGGCCAUCCCCCCGUCCUUCGCCGAGGUCGCCAUCCUGGGCUACAUCGACUUCGUCUCCAUCAUCCUCGCCAUCGGCAUCACCAUCAUCGCUACCGGCAUCAACAAGGACUCCAUCACCACCGCCGCCUGGUCCGCCUGGCCCAAGGAGGGCAUCACCUUCGCCGAGGCCUUCAUCGCCAUCACCAACAUCGUCUUCGCCUACUCCUUCGCCAUCUGCCAGUUCUCCUUCAUGGACGAGAUGCACACCCCCCAGGACUACGUCAAGUCCAUCUGGGCUCUCGGUCUGAUUGAGAUCUUCAUCUACACCCUCACUGGCGCCCUCAUCUACGCCUUUGUCGGCCAGGACGUCCACUCCCCCGCCCUGCUGUCCGCCGGCAACCUCAUCUCCAAGAUCGCCUUCGGCGUCGCCCUGCCCGUCAUCUUCAUCUCGGGCUCCAUCAACACCACUGUCGUCGGCCGCUACAUCCACGGCCGCGUCUACAAGGACUCCAUCAUCCGCUUCAUCAACACCAAGAUGGGCUGGAUCACCUGGCUGGUGCUCAUCACCGUCAUCACCGUCAUCGCCUUCAUCAUCGCCGAGGCCAUCCCCUUCUUCUCCGAGCUGCUGUCAAUCAGCUCCUCGCUCUUCAUCUCCGGCUUCACCUUUUACUUCCCGGCCCUGAUGUGGUUCAUGCUCAUCCGCGACGGCUCCCCCUUUGCCAAGCACAACCUGACCAAGACGGCGCUCAACGGCCUUGCCUUUGUCAUCGGUGUCGUUGUCCUCGUGUGCGGUACCUACGCCAGUAUCGUCGAGAUUGAGCUCAAGUUCAGGACUGGAAAGAUCAACAGCCCCUUCACCUGUGCCCCUCUUGGCUAGAUGAUGCCGCGAGCGUGGAGUUUGUAGUAGUUUUUAGUAGUUCAGAUGAUAAUAAUACCCCUUCCGUUAUCAGGAACACCCACAGUUUCGUUUUGCC